AUGGCUAUGGAUACUAAGCCGUUGACACCGCCGCUUUUGAUCUCAUGUAGUCAAAUUUCUGCACACGGUUAUUGUGACAAUUGUGGAACUAUACUCGAUCAAGUUAGUUGGAAACAAUGCAAAAUAUGCCAUAAUUUUGAUUUAUGUCGUAAUUGUGCGAAGCCUGCUUUUGAAUUGGAACUUGCAACUCAACGUGACCAUAAGAAUUAUCAUAAGAGUAAUAAUUAUGAUGAUCCAAAAGGCAACGAAGAUUUGCAUUCUGUAUUUGUUGGAGAGGCUGAAAUAAAUUGGCAUGAACUUCUGAAUAAAAUAAAAGAAUCUCACUUCCAAAGAAUAAUGGAAAAAGGGAAAAUUGAAAAUGACAUGGAGAUGUCUUAUGUUAUGGCUAUAUUAGAGAAAAAAGUGCCGACAAAAACUGCACCGCCAUCACCGUCUGAAGAAGAACAACGAUCCAAAUUGGGCUCAAUGCUUGUUGAAUACCAUAUACAAGCAUAUAAAAGAAAGAUACGUGUAUUGAGCUUAGAUGGUGGAGGGGUGCGGGGCUAUAUGUCCAUUAAAGUUCUUGGAGAGCUCAUAAAAGAUACUUAUCUGCCUGACAUUGAGGUAUUUGAUCCCGAGAACAAAGAACACCAGGAGAAAUUUAAAGAAGGUCAAUUAAAGUUUACCGAUCAAUUCGAUUACUUUGUUGGUACAAGUACAGGUGGGCUCAUUGCUUUCUGUUUGGCUACCAAAUAUCCUAUAUUAGAGAUCCAGAAGAUAUAUGCCAAGCCGUCGGCUUAUUUCACAAAAAAUUGGUUGAAUAGUUGGCGUGUAUUUGGUUGGUUGGGAGAUAUCAUGUCUGCCAAAUAUAAUCACAAUAAGAUACACGAACGAAUUGAUUCAAUUAUUGGUGAAAUAUUUGAAGGAAGAUUGGACCAUGGCAAAAAAUUAACAGCUAAAAAUGCUACUUUACUUGAUUUACACAAUUUGCUGAAUCCUGAACAUAUGAUUAGUAAUGACGCAUUGAAAAAAAAUCGCCGAUAUCACGGUAGUUCUUUAGAAUUCGUGGAUGAUAAACUGUCGACGAUAGAAUGUAUAGAGGCUCAUAAGGGUAUAACAGCUCAUCGUGUCACACGUGAAAAGGUAUUACUUAUUACUGCUUACAAUACAACAACAAGUAGCAUUACCGUAUUUAAUACAAGUUUUGCUGAACAUUGGCAGUACCUUAUAGCAGAUGUGUUAAAGGCUACAAUGGCUGCUCCUACUUACUUUCAACCAUGGUCAAUCCCUAAGGGAAUAAAAGAAAAUGGUAGUUUUGUUGAAGGCCCUAAACCUCAUGAUGUAUAUAUUGAUGGAGGUGUGUUUGCCAACGAUCCAGAAUUAACAGCAUUAUGGGCAAUACGAAUGCAAUGGAAAAAAAUGGUCAAUUAUCGCAUACUUUCUAUUGGUACAGGAUGUUAUAAUCCAGAAUUAUCAUCGACAAGUUGGGGAGAUCCACCAUAUCAGUGUUCACAUAUUGGUUGUACAAAAACAUUUAUACGUGCAGAAUAUUUACGUUUACAUGAACGUUCACAUUCAGGUGAAAAACCAAAGCCAUGUGAAUAUGCUGACUGUUCGAAAGCAUUUAGUAAUUCAUUAGAUCGAACAAAAUAUAUUAAACGAACACAUUUAAAUAAAAAAACAUAUAAAUGCCAAAUUCGAGGUUGUCGUAAAUCUUAUACAGAUUCAAGUUCAUUAAGAAAACAUGUUGAAAAUAUUCUGGGUCAACAUGCAUUUCCCAAUGAAUUAUCACCAUCAAGUAGUUUUUGUGUUAAUGCAUUAUCAGAUGAUAUUCAACAAACACCAAUAUCAAAUCCUAAUCCUAAAAUGACACAUUUACUUUAUCUUUGUCAAACACUUGAAUAG
This is a messenger RNA of Rotaria sp. Silwood1, 1884 nucleotides long. Lineage: Eukaryota; Metazoa; Rotifera; Eurotatoria; Philodinida; Philodinidae. The record is from the annotation of a GenBank genome assembly.